Molecule: messenger RNA, 633 nt
Organism: Neoarthrinium moseri
Lineage: Eukaryota; Fungi; Ascomycota; Sordariomycetes; Amphisphaeriales; Apiosporaceae
Exons: 3
Coding region: 1-633 (210 amino acids)
Biological process (GO): carbohydrate catabolic process
Cellular component (GO): extracellular region
Molecular function (GO): cutinase activity
Source: RefSeq, a predicted model, not a curated record
AUGAAGUCCACCAUUCUAUCCUCCGCUCUUUUGGCUGCUCUUGCAGCCGCAACACCCAUGCCGCAGACCGGCUCCACUUCUUGCAGGGCGUACACCGUAUUGUUCGCUCGUGGCACUACCGAGACUGGAACUCUUGGCUACGUUGUUGGACCCGGGCUGCAGAAGUCUGUCGAAUCGGCGCUGGGCGCUGACCAGGUGACCACAGUCGGUGUCUCGUAUGCCGCUGACGCAGCCGGUAUCUGGGCUGAGUCGACCGGCUCCGGUCCUGGCUCCCAGGCGAUGACCAAGCAGGCUCAGCAGGCUCUCAGCAGUUGCCCGGAGACCAAGCUGAUCCUAACUGGCUACAGCCAAGGCGCUAUGGUUGUACACAACAGUGCCAAGCUGCUGGGAAGUCAGGUCUCGACCGUCGGCGCAGCAGUCACCUUUGGCGACCCGUUCAAGACCCAGCUGCCCAGCGGCAUUGAUACUGCGAAGUUCCACACUUUCUGCGCACCUGGUGACGCCGUGUGUGGUUCAGUGGGCAGCUGCGCCGGAACAGGGGGUUGUACAUCUAAGAGCACCUCUGGUCACUUGGGAUAUGGCUCGGAUGUUAGUGAAGCCGCUGCAUUUAUCAAAUCUGCUGCUGGUGCAUGA